Messenger RNA from Williopsis jadinii, 1278 nucleotides. RefSeq names its product protoheme IX farnesyltransferase (gene COX10). The transcript is spliced from 3 exons. Gene Ontology annotation, molecular function: protoheme IX farnesyltransferase activity. Gene Ontology annotation, cellular component: membrane; mitochondrion. Gene Ontology annotation, biological process: heme biosynthetic process. NCBI's taxonomy places the organism in Eukaryota, Fungi, Ascomycota, Saccharomycetes, Phaffomycetales, Wickerhamomycetaceae. The record is from RefSeq and is a predicted model, not a curated record. The coding region runs from base 1 to 1278 and encodes 425 amino acids.
AUGAUUGUCGUUACGGCCACGUUUUUUUCUCCCUCUCUGUGCGCCCUCCCUGCCCUCGCCUGGGAAGGACAGAUGAUUGCGCUCCCCCAUCCGUGUUUGAUAAGAAGACCGGUGCUCUACGUGUUUCCACGCGUGUUGAAGAGGUCGCUGGGUACCACCAGGACACAAGUGAAGGCUGAGGAUGGCCUUGACCGCUCGCCGUUGCAGUUCAUCUCGAACAGUAUACUGAAGACCAAUUCGAAGCUUGCGAGAGCGCUGAGCUGCACGGACGACGUGUCCACAAAGCCUACUCUGGAAACCUCCCAUAUUCCAUUUGAAGUGAAGCAGAAGGAUGUCAACGGUACCGAUAUCAAGACUGCGCAGAAGGGGCUCAUAGCGCCAUACGUGGCGCUUUCCAAGCCGAGACUGACUGCGCUGGUUGUGCUGAGUGCUAUCUGCUCCUAUGCGCUCACUCCUUACAAUGCUACGAUCCCACAGUUGUUAAACCUGACUCUUGGGACUGCUCUCUGUUCCGCCUCUGCAAACGCCAUUAACCAGGCAAGGGAGCCUGAUUUUGACAAGCUCAUGGCUCGUACCGUUGGUAGACCAAUAGCCUACGAGUUUGCUGCAGUCGCAGGAACAGUGGGUGUCACAGUGCUCUGCGCAGGUGUGAAUACCACGGUGGGGUUACUGGGUGCAUUCAAUAUCGUUCUGUAUGCCUGGAUGUACACGUCAUUGAAACGUACACAUAUCAUAAACACCUGGGUAGGAGCGCUGGUUGGUGCAAUCCCACCUUUGAUGGGAUGGGCCUCGUCGUCUCCGCUAUCUGACCCAGGUGCUUGGUGUUUGGCAGCGUUGUUGUACGCGUGGCAGUUUCCUCACUUUAACGCAUUAUCACACGGUAUACGUCAAGAUUACAAGGGGGCAGGUUAUGUCAUGACCUGUUUUGUCAAUCCAAGGCUUAAUGCCCGUGUUGGGUUCCGUUAUGCCCUACUCAUGUUCCCAAUAUGUUUCUUAUUAACCUACUAUGGAGUGACUGACUCAGUCUUCCCCUUGGAUUCUGGUAUACUGAACGGCUGGAUGGCUUACUGGAGUUUUAUGUUUUGGAAACAGCAACGUCUCAACUAUGCUAAGGGCAAGACACCAACAGCAGAGGGAAUGAAACUGGCAAACAUGUACGCCAAAAAGACCUUUUGGGCUUCUGUAUGGCAUCUGCCGGGGGUUUUAAUCCUAGCAAUGCUCCAUAAAAAGGGAAGAUGGGAUUGGUUAUUUGGUAAAGAUGGUGCUUUCGAAAGCUGA